This is a messenger RNA of Anisakis simplex (herring worm), 291 nucleotides long. NCBI's taxonomy places the organism in Eukaryota, Metazoa, Nematoda, Chromadorea, Rhabditida, Anisakidae. The record is from the annotation of a GenBank genome assembly.
AUGCCAUUGAAUGGACGAGAUCGAGAGUCGAGUCCAUCGUCACGAACUCGUUGCGAGAUACGCAGUGUGUUGGUGAAGCAUUGGCGAGCCAUCGAACGUGCUCGCCUUCAUACAUUCCACUUAUGGCUACUUCUCUUCUCAAUCACGCAAAUCGCUGUCAUCAAUUAUUUAUUACCAAAGAUCCUGCAAAUAUGGUUAAGGCAGGAGGAAUUCCUCGGCACCGAUUUUCCGUCUGACAAUUACCAGCUAACCACUGUCAAAGUCUUACGGGUUCUAGCCAAGAACUACUGA